AUGAACUUCCAAUAUGCUCUUGCCACCAACAUUGUCUCGGCUGCUCUGGCCGACCUCAUUCCCUUUCGGCUUGUCGGCGUGCGGUAUCCGGACAAGGCUGCCUCGCUCGAGCCCGGCGCUCCAAAGCAGGACAAGUCGUCAUCUCGCAAAAAGAAGCCCAUCACUUUUCGCGCCAUCACAGCCAUGCCCGAGCUCCUCCUCCUCCAGCCGCGGUUCGUCGAUCUGGUCCGCCGUGCCUAUGGCGAGGCCGCGGCACUGGCCCUUGAUGCCUGGUUCCAUCUCGGCCUUGUCCACGAGUCCGAGUUCAUCUCCAGCCUCGCCACCCUCGCGCCGCACCUGCCCAAGUUUGCCGACCCGGAGCUGAUGGCCAAGAUCGAGACUGGCUUUGCCAAGCUCCUUGGUCACAACCUCCUUGUCCACACCGGCCGCCCGAUGCUCUUCACUCCGGACAUGCUCCCGCGCAAACCGACCAAGUCGCAGCAGGCUGCCGCCGCCGGCUCGCGCCGGUCCAACGCCAAACCACGCAAGGGUGCCGACGAAGACACUAUCAACCUCACUGGCGCCUCGGCCGGCCUCUCAGCCAUGUUCAACGCUGUCAUCGGCGGUAAGCGCAAGCGGUCGCCCACGCCGUCAGACUCGGACGAUGACGAUGACGACGCAUCCGCCGCGCCGGCCCAGGCUCCUGUCAAACGCAACCGCCUCGAGGGCAAGCUUGUCGAGCCCAACUUUGACAAGCUCCUCAAGCUCCUCGAGUUUUCGCUCCUCGAGGCCCACUUUGUCGCUGUCGGCGGGCCUGUGGCCUCGUUUGUGUGGCAGGCGGCCCAGCCCGACAUCACCACCAUUGUGACCGAGACCAAGACGCUCAAGUUUGCGCCGCCCAUUCCCAAGUCGCGCAUCGACGACGUUGCGCUCGGCACAUCCUACUCGGACGUCGAAGUUCGCAUCGUCGAGGUCCUUGGCGACGACGGCGAGGUCGAGACCCGCCGUGAGGCCGUGCCAGUUGAGAAAACCGUCGACGCUGCGCUGGUCGAAAAGACCCUCGUUCGCCUCCAGCUCCUCGACAUCCGCUUUCUCCGCCGCUCCAACGCCACCGGCCAGUACAUUCUCAGCUUUGACGCCGUCCGCAAGCACCUGCACGAGACCGCCACCCUCUCUAUCAUUCGCUCGCGCUACGGCCCGCUCGGCCUCCGCAUCGUCUCGGUCCUCCGCGAGCAACAGCACGCCGAAGAGACGGCACUCACCCGCCUCGCCAUGGCAAAGCCCAAGGAAGUCCGCCUCUACCUCAACAUGCUCAUCAAGGAUGGCUUUGUCGUCUGCCGUCAGGUCCCGCGCAACUCGGAGUUCUCCUCCAACAAGUCGUUUUAUCUCUUUUCCUACGACCCGCGCCGGGCCCAUCUCACCACCGCCGCCCUCGCCCGAAAGACCAUGUCCAACAUGCUCGUCCGCGCCAAGGCCGACACGGCCGCGCACGCCAAGCUCAUCGACAUGGUCCACGCCUUUGGCUCGCCAGACUCGCUCAAUGACGAGGAGCGCGAGCGCUGGAGCGCCUUUGAGGCCAAGCGGAACAAGCUGUUUGACGCUGCGCUCUCGAACCGCCACCUGCUCAUGGUCCUUGAUAUAUGA
This is a messenger RNA of Thecamonas trahens ATCC 50062, 1623 nucleotides long. RefSeq lists its product as uncharacterized. Lineage: Eukaryota; Apusomonadida; Apusomonadidae. The transcript is spliced from 3 exons. The record is from RefSeq and is a predicted model, not a curated record. Bases 1 to 1623 code for a protein of 540 amino acids. Gene Ontology annotation, molecular function: single-stranded DNA binding. Gene Ontology annotation, cellular component: RNA polymerase III complex.